GCGAGCCCCGCCCCCUGCCGCUCUAGUCGCUGUGUGUGGCAGUUGCCAGGCCCCGCGGCGGCGUCUGUUGGUGCGCGGCCCUGUACAGCCGCCGCCCAGCCGGGGCCGCCCCUUGCCACAGCGGCGCGGCCCCCUCCCCCACCCCGGCUGAGACAUCUCCUAUAUGGAUCAACCUGCUAGUGAUGGUGAAGCUGGGAAAAGGCUACUGUAACCACAGCCAGGAUGAAUCGGCUGCCAGAUGAUGCAGAAAAUGCUCAGAGCAGCAGUCGGGGCUCCUGUCCUUCCUUGCAGGAUGUCCAUUCCAUCAACCCAGCGCAGCUGAUGGCAAGGAUUGAGUCCUAUGAAGGAAGAGAGAAGAAAGGCAUAUCAGAUGUCAGAAGGACUUUCUGUUUGUUUGUUACCUUUGACCUUUUAUUCGUAACCUUGCUGUGGAUAAUAGAGCUAAAUGUAAAUGGGGGCAUUGAGACUACUUUAGAGAAGGAAGUCCUGCAGUAUGACUACCAUUCUUCAUAUUUUGAUAUAUUUCUACUGGCAGUCUUUCGAUUCAACGUGUUAAUACUUGCAUAUGCAAUGUGCAGACUGCGCCAUUGGUGGGCAAUAGCUUUUACAACAGCAGUGACCAGUGCCUUUUUAUUAGCAAAAGUAAUUCUCUCAAAGUUGUUUUCCCAGGGUGCUUUUGGCUAUGUGCUGCCCAUUAUAUCCUUCAUACUUGCCUGGAUAGAGACCUGGUUCCUGGAUUUUAAAGUGUUACCACAAGAAGCAGAAGAAGAAAACAGGCUCUUACUGGUGCAAGAUGCGUCUGAGCGAGCAGCUCUUCUUCAGCCUGGACUCCUCUCUGAUGGGCAGUUUUAUUCUCCUCCUGAAUCUGCAGCAGGAUCUGAUGAAGAAUCUGAAGAAAAACAGGAUAGUGAAAAACCAAUUGUAUAGCAACUGUGGGAGAUAACAGGCAAGUCCUUCUUUAGGACUAUCCCAGUUUUUCUCCUCCUGGAGACAGCAACAGAUGAGGUCAAGGCACACUGGGUACUCUGGUAGGGUCUGAGAUGAACUAUCAUGGAGCACAUGAAAGGAAGUGGGCUAGCAGCAUGCAUGCAUCUGUUGGCUCCCUGACAUUUCUCCUGUUUCUCACUUUAGAGGAUGGGGAAGGACAAGAAGUUAGAGGAUCUUGUGUGGAAGAGAGAAAGGAGUAGAAGUUACUUAAGUCCUUUCUCUUAGGUCUGGCCUACACUUAAAAGUUAGGUCAGUGUAGUUGCUGUGAAAAAAUCCGAACGCUAGAGCGCUGUAGCUGUGGCACCUGCGCUCCCCUCCCCCAUUGUAGACACAGCUAGGUCAAUAAAAGAAUGCUGCUGUCCCCUGGGGAGGUCAAGUUCCUACAGCCAGGGGAAAAACCCCUUCCACUGCUGUAGUAUCUAUGCUGUGAUGCUACAGUGGUAUAGCUAUGGUGCUGUAUUUGUAAUGUAGACAUGACAAGUGUAGAACAUUGGGGGAUUCUGCGUGUUAAAGUGCUUUAAACAACAGAAAGAAGAGGGACAGGAGAACAUAUCAGGGUCAGGAAAGGAUUUGGCUACUUGGUGUAUUCCUUAUUGUUUCUAUUUGAUGGGGAAUUAAUCCUCUUAAGAGGCUUAAGUUCCUACCUGUUUCUUUUUUUCAUAGCUCAUUUCUGAUUUUUAUAUGAAUAGUAAUGGGAUAUUGCUCUUUCUUUUUGAGCCUCUCUCUAUCUUAAUGCCUCUCUACCUAUCUUAAUGUCCAUUGUCUUGGAUCAAACUCUAUUUAUUCAUCU
Molecule: messenger RNA, 1777 nt
Organism: Chrysemys picta bellii (western painted turtle)
Lineage: Eukaryota; Metazoa; Chordata; Testudines; Emydidae
Gene: STARD3NL
Product: STARD3 N-terminal like
Biological process (GO): cholesterol transport
Cellular component (GO): late endosome membrane; endoplasmic reticulum membrane; lysosomal membrane
Molecular function (GO): cholesterol binding
Source: RefSeq, a predicted model, not a curated record